CCCCGCCGGGCGCUGCUGGGCUGACGGGUGGCGGCGGCGGGGGGUGUCGCUGCCGGGGGCGCGCGGGCGGAGGAGGAGGAGGAGGAGGAGGAGGAAGGCGGCAACAGCAGCAGCAGCAGCUCUCGGGAGGAGCCUGUCCAGCGUGAGACAGCACAUUCAGCCGCCGGCGGCGGUCCUGCUGCAGCGGCGCGGCGCGGCGCGGCGCGGCUGGGCACGGCACGGCACGGCACGGCACGGCACGGCACGGCGGACAGCAGCCGUUCGGGCAGCGGGGCGUCCGUCCGCUCCCUCGGCGGCCCGGGGGGCUCGGUGAGGGCUGCGCGGCGCCGGGAGCCUCUCCGCAUCGCCCGGGCGCCGGCGGGGAGCAGAGUCAAAAUGUCAGACAAAAGUGAUUUAAAAGCAGAACUUGAGCGCAAAAAGCAGCGUUUGGCUCAGAUAAGAGAAGAAAAGAAACGGAAGGAGGAAGAAAGGAAGAAGAAAGAGGCUGAUCUACAGCAGAAGAAGGAGCCAGCUCAGGAAGAUUCUGACCUAGACCGCAAAAGAAGAGAGACAGAAGCUUUGUUACAGAGCAUUGGUAUAUCCCCAGAACCACCUCUAGUCCCAACCCCUAUGUCUCCCUCUUCGAAAUCAGUGAGCACACCCAGUGACGCAGGCAGCCAGGACUCGGGAGAUCUGGGACCCAUAGGAAGGACCUUGCAAUGGGACACAGACCCCUCAGUGCUGCAGCUCCAGUCUGACUCUGAACUUGGACGCAGACUGCACAAACUAGGCGUCUCAAAGAUUACCCAGGUUGAUUUCUUACCUCGGGAGGUGGUAUCAUACUCCAAGGAGACACAGACACCUCUUGCCACGCAUCAAUCUGAAGAGGAUGAAGAUGAUGAAGAGAUGGUGGAGCCAAAAGCACAGGAUGACUUGGAGAUGGAAAAUCAAGACCAGAAGCAGGAAGUGAAAGAAGCUCCUCCUAGAGAACUGACAGAAGAAGAAAAACAGCAAGUUCUCCAUUCAGAAGAAUUCCUGAUAUUUUUUGACCGGACAAUACGUGUAAUUGAGAGAGCUUUGGCUGAAGAUUCAGACAUCUUCUUCGACUACAGUGGCAGAGAUGUAGAAGAGAAAGAUGGAGAUGUUCAAGCAGGAGCCAACCUUUCCUUUAACCGUCAGUUUUAUGAUGAGCACUGGUCAAAGCAUCGUGUUGUCACCUGUAUGGAUUGGUCUCUUCAGUACCCUGAGUUGAUGGUUGCAUCUUAUAACAAUAAUGAAGAUGCUCCGCAUGAGCCUGAUGGGGUAGCCUUGGUAUGGAACAUGAAGUUCAAGAAAACCACACCGGAAUAUGUUUUCCAUUGUCAGUCCUCCGUGAUGUCUGUCUGUUUUGCCCGCUUUCACCCAAACCUGGUUGUUGGUGGAACAUAUUCUGGCCAAAUUGUCUUGUGGGAUAAUCGCAGUCACAGGCGCACUCCAGUUCAGAGGACUCCCUUAUCUGCUGCUGCUCACACGCAUCCUGUGUAUUGUGUGAAUGUAGUUGGAACGCAGAAUGCGCACAAUCUCAUUACCGUCUCUACGGAUGGCAAAAUGUGCUCCUGGAGCCUGGACAUGCUCUCAACUCCACAGGAGAGCAUGGAGCUGGUGUACAAUAAGUCCAAACCAGUGGCGGUUACAGGAAUGGCUUUCCCAACCGGAGAUGUCAAUAACUUUGUCGUUGGGAGUGAAGAGGGAACAGUCUACACAGCCUGUCGUCAUGGAAGUAAAGCUGGCAUCGGUGAAAUUUUUGAAGGCCAUCAAGGACCUGUCACAGGAAUCAAUUGUCACAUGGCAGUGGGUCCAAUUGACUUUUCCCAUCUCUUUGUCACAUCAUCAUUUGACUGGACAGUCAAGCUGUGGACCACAAAGCACAACAAGCCGCUCUACUCCUUUGAAGACAAUGCCGACUAUGUCUACGAUGUCAUGUGGUCGCCAGUGCAUCCCGCGCUCUUCGCCUGCGUGGACGGGAUGGGGCGCCUGGAUCUGUGGAACCUGAAUAACGACACCGAGGUUCCCACAGCCAGCGUCACCAUAGAAGGAGCUUCUGCCCUCAACCGUGUCCGCUGGGCCCAGGCUGGGAAGGAGGUAGCAGUUGGUGAUUCAGAAGGCCGCAUAUGGAUCUAUGAUGUUGGAGAGCAAUAGCGCUCCACCCAUCUCCUACAGCACCAACUUCUGAAAAGGCCUCAUCACCAGAAGAACUCAUCCCUGCCUGACUAAUUACUCAGUAGCAUCCACUUAUUUGAAGGUGCAUCUCUCUGAUUUGGGAAGAUGGGUGUGAUCACUUCCAUUAGAAAGUCAGCAGGCAACUUUACAAAGACCCUAAAUACACUCACCAAAAACAUUAAUGCUCCACUUGUACUGCACCCUUUUUAAAACCUCUCUUUUCUUAUGACUGUUCCAAAUAUCACAUUAGAUCAGCUGUAAAUUCAAAAAUAUUAUUUCCAUCAGAAAAAAAAAUUGUGAAUAUACUUGUAUUAUAAUAAAGCACCGUGUCUUUGACUUUCACAUUACUACAGAAGCAAUUUUUCCUACCUCUUUGAACAGACAGAAUUGACUCUAUUAAUUUUGAUCAGAGCGGAAAAUAUCAGGAGAUCAAAUCAUUAAGGAAAAAAUUUAAGUGAUGGGAAUUUUUACUUUCGUAGAUUCAUCGCAGUUUUAAGGAACUGUUCUAGAGAACAGUAGAAUGUACUGCUGCUAUAAACCCAUAUGUUGUAAAGAGAAAACCAUAUAUGGCCUAAGUGAAAAUGUAAGACACAAAACCUAAACUUACAUCCUUUGUGAAGGCAAGGAGUGUGAGAUCAGUUCUGUUACGCUUGUGUAAGAAUUUAGGAUUUGGCCCUUUUUGAUAUGUUACCCAGUCAGUCUUUAUGACACAAGAAGUGGCAGAAACAUGAAGAACGUUGCAGCAUCCAUGACCAGGGAGUUAAAAAUAGUGGUGACAUUUUCAGUUAAGCUAUAUAAUGUUAUCUCCUUAGAGUAUGUACUUUUAGUUGUUUGAUUUCGGCAUCGUGUCUGAAAAUAACUGAACACAUUUAUUUUCACAGUGAGGGGUCUAUUUUGUCCUCCAUGCGUGUGCUUUAUGCCCAUUAGCAUUAAUGGGAGUUAUACACACACUUCCAGGGGAGAGGAGGCUU
Messenger RNA from Phalacrocorax carbo (great cormorant), 3149 nucleotides. NCBI's taxonomy places the organism in Eukaryota, Metazoa, Chordata, Aves, Suliformes, Phalacrocoracidae. The record is from RefSeq and is a predicted model, not a curated record.